AUGAUGACAGAAAGGCCCCUUUCAAUCUCAACGCAGAACGCGACUCCGACUCAGACGGCUUUCCAUUCAACAGCUUUGAGCUCCGCCAGCGAUGCGCGUCCCGUCAUCGAGUCUGCUGAGGAGGAGCCUUACACCAUCAAGUGCAUCUGCGAUUACCUCGACGACGAUGGAAACACGAUUUAUUGCGAAAAGUGCGAUACAUGGCAGCACAUAGAAUGCUUCUACCCCGGCCAGGUUGAUGAUGCGUCGCGAGAUGAGUUUGAUCAUUCUUGUGCUGAUUGCAAACCGCGACCGUUAACAUUAGACCGGCGGCAUGCGACCGAGCGGCAGCGAAUGCAACGACAGAACAAAGCCAUUAAUGACAGCCCGGACAAGAAGAUAAAGCGACCGCCCUCGAAAAGUCACAAGAAGAAGUCGAAGCCAUCGGAUCUUCAAGUAAACGGUCAUCAUGAUCACGAUCAUCACAAACAUGGCAGCCCCUCUGAUCACCACCCUCACACAAAGAAUUCGAAAGGCCAUCGAUCGACUCAAUCCGUCAGCUCCCAGAUGAAGCGCAGUCCUCCUCUAAAUGCUAGACCGCACAAUCAUGGCCACCCCCCAAGUCCUGCACAUACACCCCCUGAAGUUGGCGAUGUCCGUAUUCACGAUUACAACGCUCGAUUUCUAACUCUUUACGAUGGCGAUGAUUCCGUCAACAUUACCACAUCUGAUGCUUUUGCAAGCUUAGAUGUGUCGAAUCGCAUCGCGACGUGGCUGCGUAGUCCAGACAAAUUAAAAGAGGACGCCAACGUCGUCAAGAAGGACGUUUUCCAGGUACUCAAAGUUCCAGUUGAGACUCUGAAGUGGCCCGCUCUACGAAUUGAAACCAAGAAAGUUCCUCAGGAGCAAGGUCCGACGCUUACCUGGCGAUCUGUACGGAACACGACACACCUAUCUGAAGCCGGACGGAUAUGUCCCAUGCAUGGUGUCAUCACAUUUCAGGUAGAUUAUUGCAACGACCCUACGAAUCGCUGGGCAGAGGCCGCUCAUCCUCAACCAUUUGUCUUCUUUCAUCCCCAAUUACCCUUGGUCAUCGAUAUGCGGAUGGAGGGCUCAACAUCUCGUUAUGUGCGACGGAGUUGUCGGCCCAACACAGGAAUGGAGUCCUUCCUCGCGCAUGACACAGAAUACCACUUCUGGUUGACAAGUGAGCGACCUUUGGCAGCCAACGAGCAGGUUACAAUCCCAUGGGACUUCCGAUUUCCCAACACCGAAGAUGGCAAUCGAUGCAAGCGUCUGCUAGGACUGGAAGAUGAGGGCCCAGUUACAGAUCACUCUGAUAUGACAGAUGAAGAGUACGAAACGCUAUCAACCCUUGCAUAUACCGUCCUCUCCGAUCAUGGCGGUUGUGCGUGUGAUCUCGGGAGUGAUUGCGCGUUUGUUCGAUUCCAUCGAGAUUAUCUCGGGCGGUCGCACCCUCAAACCAACGGCAUUAAGCCGAAAAAGGGUCGGAAGUCAAAGCAGAACCAUGUAUCGCCUACAAGUACCGGCCAUGCCACGAACAGUCGAGCUGCGAGUGAGGGGCAAGGUGAUCAGUACGAGGACGACGACAACCAGUCGGUGUCUGGGUCGGUUCGAAGCAAACCUCACAGUCGGGACAUGACACCUUCGCAUAAUGGUGAUUCCAAUGGCAUCUUGACGGAGAACUCGGAGCGAGAAAAGAGAAAGUUAGCAGCUCUUGAGGACUCCUUCAGGAAGAUGGAGCAAGGACAGCCAGCGAGAAAGAAGAAGCGAGCGUCUGAUGGCUCCAACAUGUCCGUAUCCUCUCACACUGCAGGAAACCAUGCUGUGCCAAAACCAAGGCAGCGUUCUGUGGCGCCUCGACCAUCAGUCUCGCAAGCCGCUGGACCUCCUACCAAUGGUGCUCGUUCGCACAAGUACGUUGAUGCAAGCACAGCAUCAAGAAGGCCGUCUGGAUCUCCCGUUACUGCAACCUCGCCUACAGGUGCCGUCCGCUCCCCGGAUCCUCGCGUUUCCCCGGGGCACUCGGCGGCAUACCGCUCACGGCACAACUCUGCCAAUCCCAAGCCUACAUAUGCAGAGGCCAGUACUCAAACCGAUGAGGUCGAGAACGCCUGGUGGAACGAGUCUACUCCGAAGUCGAAGCGCUCGAUUUUGCCGUUAUCAAAGCGUCUGCUGAGGAAUCGGCAUAACAUACAAAAGCAACAGGAAGCACGGGCUGCUCAACAGGCAGUUUCUCCAAGUAUUGGUGAGGAUGGUGGCGUUCGGACCUCUCCUACGGUUUCCAUGGACCUUGAUCAAGCCAACCAUGAUGAUCGCCCUCAAACUCAAUCGCCGACCGAGACGAAGGGUCGAAACAUGAGCAUUGCAUCUUCAACACCUUCAGUUGAUGCGCCGGGCUCAGUAGAUGUAGCCAUGACCGAUGCGCCGGCCGCUACGUCUGCCACCACCAUUAAACCUCCCCCACCACCUUGGCCCAGUCAAUCCAAUAAUGCUGGCGCCAAUCCUGUGCUAGGGCACAAGUCCCCCGACCUGAGAGUUCAAAUGCCACCCGCCCCCGUCUUCUCCACUCCUAAUAUGUCGGCACCACUCUCUGGAACUGGUACCGCGACUCCAUCCUCUGCUUCAUCUGCUGCACAAUCUCCUUUCGGGACUGGGCAGUUUCCACCUCUUGGUGCUACUGUUGUCAACGGUAUUACUCCAAGUCCAGUCAAGGCGACAAAGAAACUCAGCUUGAGCGAUUACGCGGCCAGGAGGAAGAAAACAGACACGUCCAGUGUAGUAAAGUCUGCACAAGGAAGUAGUCCAAUUCUCACCCCAGCGGCUCUCAAGCCCUCUUUAUCGACAAUCGAGGAGGUGAAAGCGCAAGGCGGUCUAGAGGGCUCCACAAUUGUCGAGUCGCCAGCGGCGAUAGAGAAGACGGUGAACCCUCUAGCGGUAGCUGGGCCAACUUCGGAGCCUCAACCGAAUACCUCGCCGUCGGAAAAGUCUAAUGGCGCGUUGUAA
Messenger RNA from Cadophora gregata, 3006 nucleotides. RefSeq lists its product as uncharacterized. The coding region runs from base 1 to 3006 and encodes 1001 amino acids. The transcript has a single exon. Lineage: Eukaryota; Fungi; Ascomycota; Leotiomycetes; Helotiales; Ploettnerulaceae. Gene Ontology annotation, molecular function: protein binding. The record is from RefSeq and is a predicted model, not a curated record.